Messenger RNA from Fonsecaea erecta, 2043 nucleotides. RefSeq lists its product as hypothetical. NCBI's taxonomy places the organism in Eukaryota, Fungi, Ascomycota, Eurotiomycetes, Chaetothyriales, Herpotrichiellaceae. Gene Ontology annotation, molecular function: FAD binding; acyl-CoA oxidase activity; fatty acid binding. The coding region runs from base 1 to 2043 and encodes 680 amino acids. Gene Ontology annotation, cellular component: peroxisome. The record is from RefSeq and is a predicted model, not a curated record. Gene Ontology annotation, biological process: lipid homeostasis; fatty acid beta-oxidation using acyl-CoA oxidase. The transcript is spliced from 2 exons.
AUGCCUAACAAUCCAGAAUGGGUCAAGGCCCUGAAACCCUCUGGCCCUCAAGGUUCUGAGCUGCUCUCGCAAGAGAGAGCGAAGUCCAAUCUCAAUGUCGAUCAGCUCGCCGACUUCAUGUUUACGCGAGAAAUACUCGAGAGAAAUGGACGAAUACUCAAGAUACUGCAAUCUGAUCCUGUCUUCGACAAAUCACAAAACUACUUUCGAGGAAGAAUCAGCAGGAUAGAAGCUGCGUUGGCCAGGGGAAAGAGACUGCAGCAGCUGCAGGUCAAACACAACUGGACAAGAGAUGAGUACCAGACCGCUAGCGACCUCAUCAGCGAGCCUACGCCUUACGGUCUACAUUCGAGCAUGUUCCUCGUCACCCUCCGCGAGCAAGGUACUCCCGAACAGCACAAGCUCUUCCUUGAGAAGGCGGAGGCAUACAAGAUCAUUGGCUGUUAUGCCCAGACUGAACUGGGUCACGGUUCGAACGUGAGAGGGUUGGAAACCACUGCUACCUGGAACUCUAGCGACAAGACCUUUACAAUCAACUCCCCGUACCUCACGGCCUCGAAAUGGUGGAUUGGGUCACUCGGAAGAACGGCCAACCAUGCCGUGGUUAUGGCCCAACUCUUCAUCGACGGUAAACCCUACGGGCCUCAUCCUUUUGUUGUUCAAGUCAGAGACAUGAAGACCCACGAGCCCCUGCCAGGCGUCCAUGUUGGCGACAUUGGCCCUAAAUUUGGAUACAACACGAUGGACAAUGGUUUCCUACUAUUCAAGAACGUCAAAAUUCCUCACAUCAACAUGCUGGCUCGCUUCUCCAGUGUCGAUCCAACACCAACAAAUAUUACUAUCGUCCUGCAGGCGGGCUCCACUCUCGCCAGAGGCGUCACGAUUGCUACUCGUUAUUGUGCUGUACGACGACAGUUUCAAGAUCGGGACAUCCAUGAGCCUGGUGAAAACCAAGUGCUCAACUACACCAUGGUCCAGAUCCGACUGCUUCCAUUGCUCGCAGCAACUUACGCCCUACACUUUACGGGAAAGAGUAUGAUCAGACUUUACCAGGAGAAUCAGAAACGCAUGAGCGCUGGCGAUGCUGGAAAAUUGUCCGACUCGACUCGGGGGCCAGGACCCGAAGAGCUCAAUCCAGGCACCGAUCUGCUAGCCGACUUGCACUCGACGAGUUGUGCGUUGAAAGCCUUUGGCUCUACCACCGCCGCAGAAGGUCUGGAAGUCUGCCGCCGUGCCUGCGGCGGCCACGGUUACUCGUCCUUCUCUGGAAUCGGUACCUGGUAUGCUGAUUACCUGCCCACAGUGACUUGGGAAGGCGACAACUACAUGCUCACGCAGCAGGUUUCUCGGUACCUCUUGAAAUCUGCUCGAAGUGUCCUCCAGGGAAAGGCGGCGAAGAACGAUACUACGCGGAUCCUGAUUGAUUUCAUCAGCCGCCGCGACAUUGGCUGUGCAUUCGACGUGAUUGGCAACGACGAAGACCUGGUCGCGGCAUUCGCCUGGCGUGUAUCAUUCUUGACAUUUGAAGCUCUCCGCCACCGCGAUGAGGACAAGCAGUCCUGGAACUCCUUGCUUGUGGACUUCUGGCGCCUGUCUACGGCACAUGCCCAAUAUAUGAUCGUCAAGAACUUCCAUGACGCGCUGCGCGACCCAGGAACCAAAAAGGAGUUGGACGCUAAUACGGUGGCUCUGUUGCAUAAGUUGUUCCGUCUUUAUGCUCUGCAUACGCUCGAACGCGAAGCAUCAGAAUUCUAUUCUUCCGCCGCUGUGACAGUGCGCCAGAUCACGUUGGCACGCACCAAGACGGUGAUGAAAUUGCUCGAGGAGAUUCGCCCACAUGCUGUUCGAUUGGUCGACGCGUGGAAGUUCCCUGACUGGCAGCUUGACUCAUCUCUGGGAAGGUACGAUGGAAACGUUUACGAGGACAUGUUCCACAGAGCAAGCGAGUUGAACCCACUUAAUAACAUAGUGUUUGAUCCGUACCCGGACUCCAAGACACUAUUCAAGAAGGAUGAGAGAAAGGAUUUGAGGAGCAAAUUGUGA